UGUGCAGUUUGUAAUCUUCGCCCUCAGUGGGAAAGGAUGAGAUCGUUGAGUGUCUUAUUAGUGAUCCUGUGGCAUCGCUUGAGCUGGGUAAACAGCCAACAGAAGGAGGUGGAGCAGCAUCCUGAGUCCCUCAGUGUUCCAGAGGGAGCCACUGCCUCUCUCAACUGCACUUAUAAGAAUAGUGCUUAUCAGUACUUCAUGUGGUACAGACAGUAUUCUGGGAAAGGCCCUAAGCUUCUGGCAUCUACAUACUCCAACGGUGAUAAAGAUGAAGGAAAAUUCACAGUGCACCUCAACAAAGCCAGCCUCUAUCUUUCCCUGCACAUCAGAAACUCCCAGCUCAGUGACCCAGCAACCUAUCUCUGUGCAAUGAGUACACAAUGCUCCCCCAACACCUGCAGCCUGCAUCCAAACCUACAGGGGCCCCAAACUGAUGUUUCAGGAGGAAUUACAGCCCAGGCAGUGGCUCAGCCUGAGGACCACAUCUCUGUCUUCGAAGGAGCCCCUGUGCAGGUGAAGUGCAACUAUUCCUAUUCUGUGAGUCCUGAGAUCUUCUGGUACAACCAACAUCCAGGGCAAGGCCUCGAGCUGCUCCUGAAACACAUCUCUGGAGGCAGUGCCAAAGGUUUCACGGCCACUCUAAAUAAGAGUGAGAAGUCCUUCCACCUGCAGGCCAUGACUCAGGAGGAUGACUCAGCCAUGUACUACUGUGCCCUGAGCCCACAGUAG
Messenger RNA from Dipodomys spectabilis (banner-tailed kangaroo rat), 729 nucleotides. Its product is annotated as T cell receptor alpha chain MC.7.G5-like. The transcript is spliced from 3 exons. The record is from RefSeq and is a predicted model, not a curated record. NCBI's taxonomy places the organism in Eukaryota, Metazoa, Chordata, Mammalia, Rodentia, Heteromyidae. Gene Ontology annotation, molecular function: peptide antigen binding. The coding region runs from base 37 to 729 and encodes 230 amino acids.